AUGGCUCAAAAGACCAAGACCGACAUCACCCUCUACACCACCAACACGCCCAAUGGCAUCAAACCCUCUAUCCUGCUCGAGGAGCUGAACCUCGAGUACAAGGUGUAUCCCAUCAAGAUGACCGAGAAUGAGCAGAAGGAGGAGUGGUUCCUCAAGAUCAACCCCAACGGUCGCAUCCCUGCUCUCACUGACACUCUCGACGGCAAGCAGAUCCGCGUUUUUGAGAGUGGUGCUAUGUUGCAGUACCUCGUUGAUCGCUACGAUAAGGAUCACAAGCUUUCGUUCCCUCAUGGGUCUGCUGAGCAUUGGGAGAUGACCAGCUGGCUCAUGUGGCAGAUGGGUGGCCUCGGUCCCAUGCAGGGCUACGCUCCUGAGAAGAUUGAGUACGGCAUCAACCGCUACACCAACGAGACCCGUCGUCUCUACCGCACCCUCGACACUCAUCUCGCCCAGACAGAAUCCGGCUACAUCGUUGGCGACAAAGUCACCAUCGCGGACAUUUCCAUCUGGGGCUGGGUCUCCAGCGCAAAAUGGGCUGGCGUUGAUCUCUCCGAGUUUCCCCACCUUGAGAAGUGGCUCUACAAGCUCCUCGAGCGUCCUGGUUUCGAGGCUGGUCGUCAUGUUCCUACGCGCCACACAGCGUUUGAGCUGGCCAAGCUGAGUGAGGAAGAGCUUGAGGCUAAGGCUAGUGCGUCCAAGGCUUGGGUUCAGGCUGGUAUGAAGGACGAUGCCAAGAAAUAA
Fusarium fujikuroi IMI 58289 is the source of this 741-nucleotide messenger RNA. Its product is annotated as related to URE2-nitrogen catabolite repression regulator. The transcript is spliced from 5 exons. The coding region runs from base 1 to 741 and encodes 246 amino acids. The record is from RefSeq and is a predicted model, not a curated record. NCBI's taxonomy places the organism in Eukaryota, Fungi, Ascomycota, Sordariomycetes, Hypocreales, Nectriaceae.